Messenger RNA from Pleuronectes platessa (European plaice), 4114 nucleotides. Its product is annotated as transcriptional enhancer factor TEF-3. The transcript has 13 exons. Gene Ontology annotation, cellular component: transcription regulator complex. Bases 2323 to 3243 code for a protein of 306 amino acids. Gene Ontology annotation, biological process: regulation of transcription by RNA polymerase II; hippo signaling; embryonic organ development. The record is from RefSeq and is a predicted model, not a curated record. Lineage: Eukaryota; Metazoa; Chordata; Actinopteri; Pleuronectiformes; Pleuronectidae. Gene Ontology annotation, molecular function: DNA-binding transcription factor activity, RNA polymerase II-specific; RNA polymerase II cis-regulatory region sequence-specific DNA binding.
UCCCCUCUCCUCUCCCCUCCCUCUCUCUCUCUCUCUCCCUCUCUCUCUUUUCUCUCUCCUCUGGCUUUUUCCGGGCUUCAUGUCAUACCACGGCUAAUUCCUGAAAUUCCUGCCCUCCUCUCGCUUCAAACAAACGGCUUUAAGGAAGCAGACGAGGCAGCAGAAAACAAACAAAGGGGCAGAAAAAAAAAGACAAGAAAGAGGAAAGGAGAAGCCCGGACUGAGGAGGAGAGUCACUUCAUUCAUUUUCAGAAAGAAAACAAUAUUUAGAAAGUCAGGAGAAAAGAAAUAAGAUAUUGCUGCACCUGCGUCGGGCCUGUUGCUCCGGGUUUGACCUCCCGCAUCCAGCCGCAUCACCACCUUCACACCUGUGGAUUCCAAACAGGCAGAUCCAAUCACUGCUGCCUCGUCUCUCUACGUCCACCCUCACCUCCCCAGCUCCCCUGACCCUCCACCCUCCGCUGCUCUGUGGUCCCCUUCCUGAUCUCCCACCACGUCUGCGGAGUGGUCGACGGCUCCCUCCCCCAGGGGCGGGAGUGAGGAGCUGGGGGACGGACUCGACAAACCCCUGGAGAAUGAUGCGGAGGGCGUAUGGAGCCCCGACAUCGAGCAGAGCUUCCAGGAGGCACUGGCCAUCUACCCUCCCUGUGGCCGCAGGAAGAUCAUCCUCUCUGAUGAGGGCAAGAUGACGAAAUGAGCUGAUUGCACGCUACAUCAAACUCCGUACGGGGAAGACGAGGACCAGGAAGCAGGUGUCCAGUCACAUCCAAGUCCUGGCCCGACGGAAGGCCAGAGAGAUCCAGGUGAAGCUGAAGGUACGCUACGAUUCCUACCAACAUCUGGGGCAAUGGAACUGCUGAUGAAAAUUAGCCUGUCAGCUAACUUGGUGGCCUUUACAUUUGUAUGAAUGUUGAUUAAUGUACAUUCUCUCUUUACAAAUAAAGAAUGAAUUAAUUGAAAAAAAAUGUUUGUGUAACCUUGCUUAACAAAAGUCAGACAAACAAAUGCAGAUGAAAGGAUAAGCCUUGGCGGAGGUAAACAAAUCUGAAUAACAUGAAUACUUCUCCAUGGACAGGGUAACAUAGUUUUUUAUCUGUGAUUGUAAGCUGAUAAAGAAAGUCCUUGUCAAUAAGUGUGAUUAGUAUGUUUCAUCUUUCAGGGUUAUAGAUCAUAAUCAAACCAUGUUGCCUGCAUUUGAAUGUUUAUUAUUAUCAUGGCUUUAAUCCAGUUGAGCAGCCGGAAUGUUGAAAACAUUCUAACUCUAUAUUAUCUCCUCUCAUAUUGAAAUUUGGUGUUUUGUUAAAGGUAUUUCAACAUCCAUGGCCCCUGCUCUGCCAUGGAUUCACAUUCCGUUAACACAAAGGCACAAGCCACUGGCUGUUUUAAUUGCAAUCUCUAAUUGACGCUAGUUGUAAAUGGCAUGCUUAUACAUUAUGAUGAAAUGUGAACAUUGCUCCGGCAGCCCGGGGCUUACUGUGCACAAUCACGAACAAGACCAACCAAACACAAUUGUCAGGGAACAAAUUAAUCCCUGCAUUAUUCCUUCCAGAUAUUACAUGUAUGGUAAGUAAAGCAAUAAAAGUUUUUCCCGUGUAGUACGCUGAGAGCUUACACAUCCCCUUCCCCCCAGUACUUUCUCAGUUUACAUUGCUCAUCCGCAUACCCGCACACAACAGGACUCUCCCUCACCUUGGACGGUGGCCAGGAGGGUUCAGCUGGCAGAGGCCUGCAUUGGUCACAGGGUUUGCCCCCUGUCACGGGCUUUUUUUAAAUACAUCUUUGGUGUAACUGAGAUCCCUGCCACAUGUACCCCCCAUAUUUCAGCUAUGCCCUUGUGUUAGCCAGUUCUUGGAAGAAGAAUGCUCUCUGUGGCCUUGCCCAUUAGGGCGGCAAGUGUUUGUUGUCCUCUGUGGUUUGGAAACUGCUGAAGGAGUGGAUUCGAAAACAAGAGCUGUAUCACUUUACCGCACGGCACAAGAGCAACAGUUUUCUAGCACUCACCUGUUUUCAACUAUUUCCGAUGGCAUUGUCAUUGCACAGCUUCGAUAAUGAUGAGCAUAUUAACAUAUCACCACUGUUGCCUGCCUCGUCUUCCGAUUGGACCUACAACAGAAGCUAGUUGUCAUCACAGGCUUGCCAGUGCCAAAGCAAUAAACUUAACUCUUGACCCAAAGGCCCUUGACUGUAAUAUCACCUUCUCUCCAUCUCUCUGCUUGGCAGGGAUUCACCGAUGAUGCAAGCUGGCCUCAGCCCUCCGUUUCCCCUUUUAGGGCUCGGCUUGCGUUGCUGGACCAGGCCGCCAAAGACAAGGCCCUGCAGAGUAUGGCCACCAUGUCCUCAGCCCAGAUCCUCUCACCCACGGCCUUCCAGAACAAGAUGGCUCUCCAAGGCCUGGCAAGGCCACCGUAUCCGACAACCGGUGGGUUUUGGCACGGGGCACUUCCAGGACAGCCAGGCGGCCAUGAAGACAUUAAGCCCUUCUCCCAGCAGAGUUACGCCAUGCAAGCGUCCGGCCCGGCCCCCAUAACAGGUUAUGAAAGCACAGCGGGGCUCUCCAUGUCUCCCAGUGCCCCUCCUUGGCAGGGUAGAUGUAUUGCCAGCUCUAAGCUGCGGAUGCUGGAGUUCUCUGCCUUCCUGGAACAACCUCAGGACCCAGAGACUUUCAACAAGCACCUGUUUGUGCACAUCGGCCAGUCCAACCCAAGCUACAGCGACUCUUAUCUGGAGUCAGUGGACAUCCGGCAGAUCUUCGACAAGUUUCCCGAGAAGAAAGGAGGCCUGAAGGACCUGUUUGACAAAGGGCCACACAACGCUUUCUUUCUCGUCAAGUUCUGGGCGGAUCUUAGUAUAAACCUGCAGGAUGACAGCAGCUUCUUCUAUGGCGUGUCCAGCCAGUACGAGAGCUCUGAGAACAUGGUUAUCACCUCAUCCACCAAAGUCUGCUCCUUUGGCAAGCAGGUGGUGGAGAAAGUGGAGACGGAGUACGCACGCUUUGAGAAUGGACGCUACGUGUUUCGGAUCCACCGCUCCCCGUUGUGUGAAUACAUGAUCAACUUCAUUCACAAGCUUAAACACCUGCCAGAGAAGUACAUGAUGAACAGUGUACUGGAGAACUUCACCAUCCUACAGGUGGUGACCAACAGAGACACACUGGAGACCCUGCUGUGCGUGGCCUACGUCUUUGAGGUGUCCACGAGUGAGCACGGCGCACAGCAUCACAUUUACAGGCUAGUGAAAGACUGACACAGUCGCACACAGUCGGACCUUACCUUCGACAGACCCACUGUAGCACCUCAGUGAGCAACAACACUAAACAAUGGACUAUGCUUCCUCCGUGAGCUUACAGAGCUGAAACCUUACAACCCGGUCGGGAGCCCAGAGAGACACCGGCCCUCUGUCGACGUGCCCAGCAACACGACCUCUGCUGAGGAAGACGUGGGAUUUGAGACUGCAGAAGCUGAAGUGGGCUUUGUGGGAGAAAGUAAACAGAAGAGGACCAUGAUACACUGUGGUCCCUGUGCCAAAGGAGCCAAACCUACAGCCAACAAGACCUGCAUGAGAGAGUUGUCUUAGGUGGGGUUUUUCAUCUCAUCUUAUUAGUGCUUGUUUUUUUUUUGGUUUUACAUUAUUUUACACACGUGCAUGUGCAGAAAGGUGUUUGCUGCAGAGGAGUCCGGCUGCCUCAGGAUGCCACCUAGUGACUUAAAUAUGAAUAACAAUGGGGAAAAGCGAUAUGAAAUUAAACCGAGAAUCCCUCCUUUGCACAUCCAUACCAAUGUCACUGUUGUUUUGGUGCCAAUCUUUUGUGUUAUUUUGUGUUUGAGUAAUUAUGUACAGUGCCACAUCCAUCUCCUCUACACAGAGCUAUGAAAAGAAGAGGCUAAAAAAAGAUUUUAAAGAGCUAUUGUAUUCACUUUGUUUGAUGUUUUAUGUUCUAUGUUUCUUCUAUUGUCUUACUGUUUUUGAUUGAGAGCUAUCUGACUACAACAAAAGGCACAUAAUAACACUGCUAACUUGAACCAGACCCUGGAUCUGUAAACUGAUUACAGAAGUCCUCUGUGACUGUAACUUGCCCUGAAGUGUCAGAUAUAAAAUACAAGUGUUUCUUACGUAA